Geodia barretti is the source of this 2106-nucleotide messenger RNA. The record is from the annotation of a GenBank genome assembly. Lineage: Eukaryota; Metazoa; Porifera; Demospongiae; Tetractinellida; Geodiidae.
AUGUCGUGCAGACCAGUGCAGGGAGUGGCGCAGGCCUCGACCAGGAGCUACAUCGUACGGCGACUGGACGACGCUGAUCAUCGACUGACUCUACCGAAGAAGGCGCGCGGACAGGAAUGUCUCGAUAAAGUCUGCAAGGCUCUGGGACUGCUAGAGAAGGAGUAUUUCGGACUGUGCUACCAGGACAAGGGUGGGGAGAGACUGUGGGCAAACCUGCGGAACCCUCUCUCCGAGCAGGUCCCCCAGGGAAACCACGUGGUCAUGGAGAUGAGGGUCAAGUAUUUCAUCUCUCCGCACAAGAUCCUGCAGCCAGUCACAAGAUACCAGUUCUACCAGCAGACAAAGAGAGAUCUGCUGCGGGGACAGCUACCAGUCGACACUGCCAUUAGAGCAGCCCGUAUCUGUGGCCUAAUGGCCCAAGUGGACCUAGGAGACUACAAACCUGGCCAGAAACACGGACACCUGGCAGUGGUCACAGUUCAGGCUGCAGCGGAGAACCUCGAGGCACGGCUGAAGAGAGAGCAUCAGAAAUUGGUCGGACUCUCCACGGAGAUUGCCAUUGAGAAAUUCCUCGGGGAGGUUGCCCGGUUACCGCUGUACGGGGUGGAGGUGUACCCCAUCGCCGGAGGGCAGUACAUCGGAGUAGGACCGGAGUACAUCACAAUCUACUCCACUCACAAGACGGCUCUUAAACAUUACAGCUACUCCUCGGUCAAGUACACAGCCUUCCAGGGGAAGAAAUUCAAAGUGCUCAUAAAGCAUGCGGAGACCCACAGCUCCCAAGAGGUUGAGGUGGAGCUAAACUCUAGGGCAGCGUCCCAGGCCCUCUAUCGAGCCGUCACAGAGUUCCACACAUUCUUCAGGAGAGACACAGUGAGCUCCGUGGUGAAGAUGGCUGGCUACUGCAAGUCUCUGCUCGGGAACAUAAAGAGCCAGACCCCCGAUAGGUUUUAUUUCGACGUGACGCGGACCCACAAGGAGGUGGUGAAUCACGUCUGGAGCCAGCUGAACCCGCCUGACCAGUCGAGCAGGGACAGACAGCGAGCGUCGGCCUCCUCAAGAUCUCGUAGAAUGAGGUCACAGAACGAUCCGCUGCCUCCAAUCCCUGGGAGCAGAUUAACCCGGGCCGUCUCGAUGCAGCACCCAGUACGCCCCAAUGUCUGCUACCAGCAGAUGCCACCUCUACCAACAUUCGAACAGGCCAGCCACAGCGCAGACGGCGUCGUAAUCAACAAUCGCCCGCAUCUCGCCAUCCCUCACCUCUCCUCGAUUGCCUCCAUGCCUGCCUACCCGAGCCAGACCAUCUCAGAGACCAGUGACGACACCAACAGCACAUACAGUUCAGAGUACACGGCCAUGUCCUCUCGACUGGGGCCGGGGUACACACAUCACAACACUACGUCCUCGUCACAGGCUCUCUCAGAUUCCUACAUCACCUCCGAGAGCUCUGUUGCCAGUGGGGGUAGCACGGAUCUCAACUCCCCUCCCCCAGUUUACUCCGAGGUAGACCCCGAUCAACACCCCACUCCGCUCUGCUUCACCCCGCACGCAGAUGGUCUACCCCUCUCCAGCCCGUCCAGCGGUAUGCCCCCGAUAUCAGGAGAGAGUGUCUUUUCAUUCGACGCGACAUCCGUUCUCCAUCGUACCAGGGAACUGGAAGGCGAGCUGCAACGACUGCGCAGCGCCAUGACAUGUCGGCUCUGCAAGCAGAACCCAAUCGGUGCCACCUUCUGUCCCUGCGGACACACCGUGUGCUGUUUCUCCUGUGCCCAGCGUCUCCGAACCUGCUGGGAAUGUGAUGUGCUUGUCAACUCUGUUCAACGAAUGCUGCUCGCAAGCAACGUUUAACUCCACUCUUUAUAUGUACAACGACUGUGUGUAUUAAUGUUGUCUGUCUGUGUGUGUGUGUGUCAUCUCUCACUUUGGUAGGCACAAUAAACCUUUCUCCAGAUAAUGUCUGAUCACCAAUGCACCAGUUCUCACACUCCCACUCUCUCUGUAUGUUAUGUGUGUGUGUGUGUGUACAUGUGUGUCGAUGCUGCAGAUACUCUUUCAUGUCUUCUUACAAAUUGCAUAAUACGAUCUGGUCUUUGAGUCGCAGGCGAG